CUGGCCACUGAAUUUGAGGCCGACGAUGACCCGCCAGAGGAAAAUAUCGUUAAACUUAACUUCAGCACAUGGAUCGAAUUUAAAACAGGAGACUAUGAAAAUGCCAAAGGAAUCAACGAGAGAGCGCUUGCUCUGUCGGAAAGGAAAAAUAUCACGUCGCUUGUAUGUCAUGCUUAUAUCUUGUGGCACGACGGUGAUGAAAGAGAAGCCGAAGAGUGUUUGAAAGAAGCGGAACAUUUGCGAAAUGGAAGUGAUGGGGAAAUAUUGAUGUCGAAAGUUGAAGCAGAGCUGGCUUAUUGCUUUAGUAGGUUGGGGGGUCCUGUCAAUUUAGCACGUGCCAUUGACUUGUACGGAAGGGUUAUAGAGAGGCAUCCAGAAGUGUAUUUGUGGAAGUUCGGUCUGGGCUUAACCCACAGACGAGCAACGCACGGAAAUUUACAUUUGGCCACGUCCCCCAGAAGAACAGUGGAAGAA
Molecule: messenger RNA, 474 nt
Organism: Lymnaea stagnalis (great pond snail)
Lineage: Eukaryota; Metazoa; Mollusca; Gastropoda; Lymnaeidae
Source: the annotation of a GenBank genome assembly